Polypterus senegalus (gray bichir) is the source of this 505-nucleotide messenger RNA. RefSeq names its product ribosomal protein L31 (gene rpl31). Gene Ontology annotation, molecular function: structural constituent of ribosome. Gene Ontology annotation, biological process: cytoplasmic translation. Lineage: Eukaryota; Metazoa; Chordata; Cladistia; Polypteriformes; Polypteridae. The transcript has 5 exons. The coding region runs from base 93 to 470 and encodes 125 amino acids. The record is from RefSeq and is a predicted model, not a curated record. Gene Ontology annotation, cellular component: cytosolic large ribosomal subunit; ribosome.
CGUCUACCUGACCCGGUAGUCGAAGCGCGCACUGCCUUUGGUGUCUGCCCACGACCCAGGAGUCCUUCCUUUCCGACAUUUUCCCUGGGAGGAUGGCUCCAACUAAGAAAGGUGGCGAGAAGAAAAAAGGCCGCUCCGCCAUCAAUGAGGUGGUAACGAGAGAGUACACAAUCAACGUCCACAAGCGCAUCCACGGAGUGGGCUUCAAGCGGCGUGCUCCUCGUGCACUUAAAGAAAUUCGCAAGUUUGCGAUGAAAGAGAUGGGAACUCCUGACGUCCGCAUUGAUACUCGUCUGAAUAAGGCUGUCUGGGCGAAGGGUAUAAGAAAUGUUCCCUAUCGCAUUCGUGUACGCUUGUCCAGGAAACGAAAUGAAGAUGAAGACUCUCCUAACAAACUGUACACUCUGGUUACAUAUGUUCCAGUCACGACAUUUAAAGGUCUGCAGACAGUGAAUGUUGAUGAAAACUAAAAUGCUGUUAAGUAAAAUAAAUGUAUAAAAUACAA